AUCACUGAAACACGAAUGAAACGCAAUUUUUUCCGUCUCUUCCAAUGUUUCCAAUGAAAUUCCCGAGAAGCAAAACACCCACAUAACCUUACUUUUCAAAUAAAAAACAACUUUUCCCCAAUUAGCGAUUUGAGAAUUUUCUUAUUGGACUUUUUUAGUUGGAAAAAUAAGUGAAUUGCGCUGCAAAUAAGUGGAAUGGGGAAGGAGGUAGCUGCUGGAUUUCUCCUCUUCCGGAGACUAAACAAUCAAAUUGAAUAUUUGCUUCUAAAAGCAUCCUACGGAACAGGACAUUGGACACCACCAAAAGGUCACCUCGAGAGCGGGGAGACGGAAUUCGAGGCAGCCCUGCGGGAGACCAAAGAGGAAGCUGGCUACAAUGAAGAAGACAUGAAGAUCUUCAAUUCUCACAGCCAUGAGAUGCACUACCCGGUUAAGGGGCAGGACAAGAAGGUUGUCUACUGGUUGGCAGAGCUCGUGGAUCCCCACAAAGAACCCCAACUAUCCAAUGAACACAUUGCCCGGAAGUGGCUUCCAAAAGACGAAGCAAUCGCCUUAUCCGGGUUCAAGAACUUCGAAGACAUGGUCAACAAGUACGACGAAAUCAUCCGGAAGGAGCAGCUCUAAAGAAGAAAAAGACCCUUUGUAAUUUUUCUUCAUGUAUAUUUGUUUGAAUAUAUUGCAAAUUAAUACAUGA
This is a messenger RNA of Lutzomyia longipalpis, 694 nucleotides long. RefSeq names its product bis(5'-nucleosyl)-tetraphosphatase [asymmetrical] (gene Apf). The coding region runs from base 196 to 624 and encodes 142 amino acids. Gene Ontology annotation, molecular function: bis(5'-nucleosyl)-tetraphosphatase (asymmetrical) activity. The transcript has 2 exons. NCBI's taxonomy places the organism in Eukaryota, Metazoa, Arthropoda, Insecta, Diptera, Psychodidae. The record is from RefSeq and is a predicted model, not a curated record. Gene Ontology annotation, biological process: ATP biosynthetic process; AMP biosynthetic process.